AUGAUACUGACUACAAACAAUAUUUUUGUUCCACAUUGUCUUGCCUUAAAUGUAACAUGUAAAUCUAGGCCAACUGUUUAUGUUAGAAGUUUAUCCACUCGGGCUCCAGAAGUAUUAGUGUCUGAACCAUUAAGUCAUCAAGUUGUUGAAAAUAAGACAAAGGAAAAUCAAUUUGAAAAUCUAGAAGCGUUGUGGGAGGAUGGCUAUGGGAGUCAAAGUAAAGAAGACUUUUAUAAAUUAGCCAAGGAGUUCAGUAAACCUGAUGGAGGACCGCCACGAUGGUUUUGUCCUGUUUCAUGUGGUAGACAGUUCAAUGAUUCACCGGUUCUUUUGUACUUGCCGGGUUUGGAUGGUCUUGGAUUGGGACUCAUGUUGCAUGAGAAAGCUCUCGGGAAAUUUUUUGAAGUUCGAUCUUUGCAUAUUCCCGUCCAAGAUAGAACACCACUUGAAGAUUUGAUUCAGUUGGUUGAAGAAAGUGUGAGAUUUGAGCAUUCUGCAUCUUCGAAAAAGCCUAUUUAUCUGGUUGGAGAUUCCUUUGGAGGAUGUUUAGCUCUUGCAGUUGCUGCUCGUAAUCCUACAAUAGACCUAGUAAUUAUACUAGUAAAUCCAGCAACAUCUUUUGAGAGGUCACGAUUGCCAACUUUACUUUUCCUUUUCGAGGCUCUGCCUAAUAUAUUCCAUGGUGCCUUAAGUGCUAUCUACCUAUCUGCAAUACGAGAUAUAGGUGAUCUAUUAACAAAAGACACGCUUAUUUGGAGAUUAAAGCUAUUUCAGUCAGCUGCGACUUAUGCUAAUUCUUAUCUUCAUGCCAUUACGGCUGAAAUAUUGGUGUUGGCCAGUAAUAGAGAUAAGCUCCUCCCUAGUAAAGAUGAGGCGCAAAAGCUUGCAAAAUCAUUACAGAAUUGCAGAAUAUGUAUCUUAAAAGGCAACCAUCACCAACCCCUAUUGGAAAGUGAUUAUAAGUUAAUGACGAUAAUUAAAGGUUCUACAAAGUACCGUCGUUCCUCAAGUCAUGAUUUGGUCAAGGACUAUAUACCUCCCAGUAUGUCAGAGUAUAAAAAGGAAUCUGAAGGACACUGGUUGUACCAAGUUGCUACCAGUCCGGUAAUGCUUUCAACUUUGGAAGAUGGAACAAUAGUGAGUGGAUUGACCGGGAUUCCAAAUGAUGGCCCUGUAUUGUUUGUUGGUAAUCACAUGCUCAUGGGGCUCGAUCUUUUUAUACUGUAUCUACAGUUUUUGAAAGAAAAACACAAAAUGCUACGUGGGCUAGGCCACCCACAAAAUCUUACACUUGAUAACGACUCUGGGAUACCACACCUUUCCAUUUGGUUUAGAGUAUUUGGAUUAUUGCCUGUCACUGCAAUCAAUAUGUUCAAACUGUUAUCUGCUGAUUCAUACAUAUUGCUUUAUCCUGGUGGCUCACGAGAGGCCCUCCACCGUAAGGGUGAAGUUCACAAGAUAUUUUGGCCUGAAAAACAAGAAUUUGUGAGGAUGGCAGCAAAAUUUGGGGCAACUAUCAUACCUUUUGGAUCCAUUGGCGAAGAUGAUAUAUCAGAAAUGAUCGCAGAUUAUGACGAUAUGAUGAAAAUUCCUGGAGUCAAUACCUAUUUAGAGGAGCUUAAUGAACAAAUGGUUCAGUUAAGGCAAGCUGAAGAGGGGGAGGUUGCUAACCAACCAGCUCAUUUUCCAUUUGUUUUGCCAAAAAUACCUGGCCGGUUUUAUUAUCUAUUUGGAAAACCUAUAAAAACAAAGGGAAUGGAGAAGAUUCUGAAUGACAAAGAAAUUUCACAAGCAAUGUACUUGCUAAUAAAAAGUGAGGUUGAAAAGAAUAUUGCUUAUUUAAUAAGGAAGCGCGAGGAAGAUCCUUAUCGAAGUUUUCUCAAAAGAGUUGUUUAUCAGGCAAAAACUAAUACUCCUUGGGACAAAGUUCCUACAUUUGAAAUAUAAAGAAUUUUCUCACAUUGUAUUUCGUAAGUGUGCCACAUAUGAACGUGAAUUAUUCACUGUAUAUAUUUGAUUAUAAAUGUUCUUUUUUAGUUGCU
Molecule: messenger RNA, 2042 nt
Organism: Erigeron canadensis
Lineage: Eukaryota; Viridiplantae; Streptophyta; Magnoliopsida; Asterales; Asteraceae
Product: acyltransferase-like protein At1g54570, chloroplastic
Exons: 12
Coding region: 1-1947 (648 amino acids)
Cellular component (GO): membrane
Source: RefSeq, a predicted model, not a curated record